UUUAUUCAAUGAACGGUUGUACUUUGUGGCAUGAUCUCCCAUAUUACAUGGACAAAUGGUCUCAAAAUAUAAUAAUGAUCAAAUCACGAAAAGAAAAAAGAGAAGAUUUAGGGUGUAAUGGAGGCAUGGAGGUAGAUUAGGCAGCUAGGUUAAGGGCCGGGCUUAAUUGUAGCAGAACUGGACCCAACCUUCCAUGAAUUGAAUCCGGGUGGUGGUUGUGGGCUCAUUUUCGAUGGAUUUUAUUAGGCUCCAAGGUCAAUCUUCUCGUUUACUCUCCCCUCCAUCUUCUGUCAAUGCUUCCCGCCUGAACAUAUAUAUAUAUAUAUAUAUAUAUAUAUUUGGUUCAUCAAGAAGGGUCUUUUUUUCAUAUUUGAUAUUGGAUCUUGUCUCUCAUGUUUGAUUUUGGUUUUGUUUUGCGAUCAAAGAUUUUCCUAAACGAUUAAAAGUUUGAAUCUUUGGGUUUAGGUAUUUUAACUUUUUGGAUUUUCCUAAACGAUUAAACAUUGUUCGCCUAAAUUGCAGUUUCUUAGGCUAAGCGACCUUUAGUCUCACGGAUUUAUGUCUGUAUCUCGUCGUUGCAUCGAUUAUCUUAGUUAUCAAGCCAGGAACCUUCGAGCGAUUGCUUCAAUCAAAGUCCCGGUUAAAAAGCUUCAUAAACGUUAUGCCCACAUCCGCCAUUCGCUUGAAGAAUUGCCUCUUCGGGAUAGCAGUUCAUUUAAUGUUCAACUUGCCUCGUAUGUUCGCAGUGGCAACGUUCAAGCAACAUGGGCUCUCUUUUGUCACAUGCAUUUUUCAUUCUGUGACCUUAAUGCGUACACCUUUACCCCGGUUUUGAGUGCCUGCUCUGCUUUGCCGGGCACGAAAUAUGGAAAGCAAGUGCAUGGACUAAUGAUUAAAACAGGCGUGGAUGCCGGAACGGUAGCCAAAACUGCACUAAUGAACCUGUAUUCCAAGUAUCGAUGCUUGGGUGACUCGGUUAGGGCGUUUGAAGAAAUUGAACUGAAGGAUGUUGUAACUUGGAAUGCUAUGAUUUCGAGCUUUUUGAGGCAUGGUCUUGCUAAAGAAGCACUUCAUGUUUUUGCAACAAUGAGAAGGGAAAGAGUGAGGCUUAGCGAGUUUACGUUGUGUUCUGUGUUAAAAGCUUGUUCUUCUUUGAAGGCUUUUGCACAAGGAAAGCAGAUUCAUGGUUUGGUUGUUGUGUUUGGUUGUGAUUUAGUGAUUCUGAGUACUGCUCUCGUCGACUUUUACUCGGACAUGGAGCGUAUUAACGAUGCCCUGAAAGUUUUCUCCAGUUUAAAUGAUAGAAAAGACAAUGUAAUGUGCAAUUCUUUGAUCAGUGGCUGCAUUAAAAAUCGAAGGUACAAAGAGGCAUUUUCAAUUAUGAGUAAAAUGAGACCCAAUGUAGUUGCACUUACUAGUGCUCUAGGAGCUUGCUCUGAAAACUCCGAUUUGUGGAUUGGAAAGCAAAUUCACUCUGUGGCAUUACAUUUUGGGUUCACCGAUGAUACCCAAUUAUGUAAUGGUAUAUUGGAUAUGUAUGCAAAGUGCGGGAAGAUUUUGUAUGCAAGAUCAUUGUUUGAUGGGAUUUCAAACAAAUGCGUGGUUUCAUGGACGAGCAUGAUCGAUGCAUAUGGUAGUCAUGGAUAUGGGAUUGAAGCUCUCGAGUUAUUCAAGCUGAUGGAGGUGAACAGAAAUGGAGUUAUGCCCAAUUCUGUAACAUUUCUUGCUGUUUUAUCUGCUUGUGGGCAUUCUGGGCUAGUUGAAGAAGGCCGAAAGUGUUUUCAUUUAAUGAGGGAAAAGUAUGGUCUUGACCCGGAUCAAGAACAUUAUGCUUGCUUCAUUGAUGUUUUAGGUCGAGCUGGUCGAAUAGACGAGGCAUGGUCUCUCUUUGAUGGUAUGGUUAAGAAUGGUACAAAGCCUACAGCAGCAGUUUGGAUAGCACUGCUAAACGCUUGUAGUCUUAAUCAAGAUAUUGCCAGAGGCGAGAUUGCCGCGAAGCGUCUGUUGGAAUUGGAACCCGAUAAGCCCAGUAAUUACGUGCUUCUUUCGAAUUUCUAUGCAGCAGUUGGAAGAUGGGAUUCUGUUGAUAAGUUGAGAGAUGUAAUGAAGCAAAAAGGGCUCAAUAAAGAAGCCGGAAGUAGUCGAGUCACUGUUAAACCCCAUGACAAAACCGUUAUCAUCGGAGAAAGUCGUAUUGCCGGAGUAUUUCUUUGAAAAUGUACGAUCAGUUCCUUUCAUUUACCUUCUGUACUUUCUCUUAAAUAGAGUACAAAUUGUUUCUUUCUUUUUUGGUUGCA
Messenger RNA from Gossypium raimondii (Peruvian cotton), 2297 nucleotides. RefSeq names its product pentatricopeptide repeat-containing protein At5g66500, mitochondrial. Gene Ontology annotation, biological process: RNA modification. The record is from RefSeq and is a predicted model, not a curated record. Lineage: Eukaryota; Viridiplantae; Streptophyta; Magnoliopsida; Malvales; Malvaceae. Gene Ontology annotation, molecular function: RNA binding; protein binding. The transcript has a single exon. The coding region runs from base 559 to 2214 and encodes 551 amino acids.